Messenger RNA from Callithrix jacchus (white-tufted-ear marmoset), 3952 nucleotides. It is a transcript of the gene TCF7L2, whose product is annotated as transcription factor 7 like 2. Gene Ontology annotation, molecular function: DNA-binding transcription factor activity, RNA polymerase II-specific; RNA polymerase II cis-regulatory region sequence-specific DNA binding. The record is from RefSeq and is a predicted model, not a curated record. Gene Ontology annotation, cellular component: catenin-TCF7L2 complex; chromatin; beta-catenin-TCF complex. NCBI's taxonomy places the organism in Eukaryota, Metazoa, Chordata, Mammalia, Primates, Cebidae. Gene Ontology annotation, biological process: regulation of transcription by RNA polymerase II; canonical Wnt signaling pathway.
UGAUCUUUUCAAUUAUCGCUAUUUGAAGAUCAAUAGUCAUUUUUUCCUACUAUGCUUAGAAGACGCGCAGCGGUGGUUUAAUAUGUGUUAGGACCAUUUGCUUUAAAGGAACACAUCCACAAGUUUCGGUAGGUUUUUUUUUUUUUUUUUUUAAGUUAGUCAUGAAAAAUGUUAUACAGUAAAUUGUUCUGAAUUCUUUUUACAUAUGGGUGUUUUUAGCGGUCUAUAUUGGUUUUUAUAUCCCCCACCUCCAAAAAAAAAAAUUCAGCAAGAUAAUUAAGCUCUGGAUGUUGUCAAGAAUUUUGAGAGUACUUUCAGUUGGCAGAAAACUUCGGAGUGAAGUGGUCCUCCAAGUUUAUCUAAAUUCAGCGAGUUUCCUUCCUUGCCUCCUCUGAAUGGCAUCAGAUAGCUAUUAAAGCGUAAUUUCACUGGAGAACUGCAAAGCAUUACUUUCACCAACUUAGGUGAACUUCUUUGGACUAUUGAAAUUGCCUUUAUGUUUGCUAAGUCGGCAAACAAAAUAUCAGGCUUUGUUCUUUUGAUUGAAUGCCGGGAUUUGGGGGAAAAAAAGAAGAGUAAGAAAGCCCUGCCUUUUUUUUUUUUUUUUUUAAACGCCCCCUCCCUUUUUUGGGGGGUGGGUUGUUGUGGAAUCGGGGGCGAUCCCGGUUAUUGUGCUCUUCCCUAUCAAGCGAGAUAAUUCUGUGAAUGGAACUGUGCGUGAGCAUCUUGUCUGGCAGCGCUGCUGGUGUGUGCUGCUCCCCUGUGCCGCGGGUGCGCAGCGGCGGCGCGGGCUGCAGGGCGGGUGCUGCCCUCCAGUGGAGCCCGUGGCCGGCGCGGGCCCUGGGCGGCUUCGGGGCGCAGGCAGCAUGCCCGCAAGCCGGCGGCGGGAAGGACAGCGCCGCAACCCACUCUAGAUGUCGAACAAAGUGCCGGUGGUGCAGCACCCUCACCAUGUCCACCCCCUCACGCCUCUUAUCACGUACAGCAAUGAACACUUCACGCCGGGAAACCCACCUCCACACUUACCAGCUGACGUAGACCCCAAAACAGGAAUCCCACGGCCUCCGCACCCUCCAGAUAUAUCCCCGUAUUACCCGCUAUCACCUGGCACCGUAGGACAAAUCCCCCAUCCGCUAGGAUGGUUAGUACCACAGCAAGGUCAACCAGUGUACCCAAUUACGACAGGAGGAUUCAGACACCCCUACCCCACAGCUCUGACCGUCAAUGCUUCCAUGUCCAGGUUCCCUCCCCAUAUGGUCCCACCACAUCAUACGCUACACACGACGGGCAUUCCGCAUCCGGCCAUAGUCACGCCAACAGUCAAACAGGAAUCGUCCCAGAGUGACGUCGGCUCACUCCAUAGCUCAAAGCAUCAGGACUCCAAAAAGGAAGAAGAAAAGAAGAAGCCCCACAUAAAGAAACCUCUUAAUGCAUUCAUGUUGUAUAUGAAGGAAAUGAGAGCAAAGGUCGUAGCCGAGUGCACGUUGAAAGAAAGCGCGGCCAUCAACCAGAUCCUUGGGCGGAGGUGGCAUGCACUGUCCAGAGAAGAACAAGCGAAAUACUACGAGCUGGCCAGGAAGGAGCGACAGCUUCAUAUGCAACUGUACCCCGGCUGGUCUGCGCGGGAUAACUAUGGGAAGAAGAAGAAGAGGAAAAGGGACAAGCAGCCGGGAGAGACCAAUGAACACAGCGAAUGUUUCCUAAAUCCUUGCCUUUCACUUCCUCCGAUUACAGACCUGAGCGCUCCUAAGAAAUGCCGAGCGCGCUUUGGCCUUGAUCAACAGAAUAACUGGUGCGGCCCUUGCAGGAGAAAAAAAAAGUGCGUUCGCUACAUACAAGGUGAAGGCAGCUGCCUCAGCCCACCCUCUUCAGAUGGAAGCUUACUAGAUUCGCCUCCCCCCUCCCCCAACCUGCUAGGCUCCCCUCCCCGAGACGCCAAGUCACAGACUGAGCAGACCCAGCCUCUGUCGCUGUCCCUGAAGCCUGACCCCCUGGCCCACCUGUCCAUGAUGCCUCCGCCACCCGCCCUCCUGCUCGCUGAGGCCACCCACAAGGCCUCUGCCCUCUGUCCCAACGGGGCCCUGGACCUGCCCCCCGCCGCUCUGCCGCCUGCCGCCCCCUCAUCAAUUGCACAGCCGUCGACUUCUUCCUUACAUUCCCACAGCUCCCUGGCCGGGACACAGCCCCAGCCGCUGUCGCUUGUCACCAAGUCUUUAGAAUAGCUUUAGCGUGAGCCUCGGUUGCUUUGUUGAUGGUUUUGUUUCGCUUUUCUUUAUUUGCCCCCCCAACCCCCACCUUGAAAGGUUUUGUUUUGUACUCUAUUAAUUUUGUGCCACGUGGCUACAUUAGUUGAUGUUUAUCGAGUUCAUUGGUCAAUAUUUGACCCAUUCUUAUUUCAAUUUCUCCUUUUAAAUAUGUAGAUGAGAGAAGAACCUCAUGAUUCUACCAAAAUUUUUAUCAACAGCUGUUUAAAGUCUUUGUAGCGUUUAAAAAAUAUAUAUAUAUACAUAACUGUUAUGUAGUUCGGAUAGCUUAGUUUUAAAAGACUGAUUAAAAAACAAAAAGAAAAAAAAAGCAAUUUUGAAGCAGCCCUCCAGAAGGAGUUGGUUCUGUAUUAUUUGUAUUAAAUACGAGCUUGCGAACCAAUCAUUUUACAUCUGGUUUUUAAACUGUAAGGGCACCAUGAAUGCAGUGCCGUUACUUUCCUUUUAUUUUUCUUCUGUGUGAAACAACUUUUAUUGUGAUGUUACUUGUUAUUGUUUAAAUGUACAGAAACAAAGGGUUAAAAUGUGUUAAUAUACCUUGUUCCAUGGUGUUGUUCUUUUGGGGGGAGGGGAUGCUACUCAACACUUAAUAGAAUCACAAUGCUGUUGGGCCAGUAGUAUUUAUUGCUUUAGAGAUUGCUUGUCGUACCUGUAUGUUGUCCCUUUUUAAAUAUGUUUUCCUUUUUCUUGAAACUGUAUAAAGUUUUUUUCCCCCUUAGCAUAAGCAUCUUAUAUAUAACAACUCAUUUGUACAAGGUUUUUAAGUUUAUAUAUAUAUAUAAUGUGUAUAUAUAUUUUUGUUUCCCUUUUUGACUUUUUUUCCUUUUUUUUUUUUUUUUUUUUUUUGCCGUAUGAAACCCAGAUGUCACCAAAUGGACAUUAAUAGUUGCAUUAAGGAUCAGUAGCAUUAACAAAAGUUGCUUUAAAAGCCAUUACAUAAAACAAGACUUGAAAAUGACUGAGGGAAUUUUAGCGACACUGUCUGAGCAGCAGUGGGAACGUCUGCGUUUCCCCUUUCAACUCCCAGUGGGAUGCCCCGCCCUGCGCCCUUAGGACCUGGACUGACCGUGUGCAAAACUUUAUGUGCCAAAAUUCUCAGUGAAUUUAGCUUUCUCCCUCUUUUUGAUGCUGUAAUUUUUGUUCAUCAUGUUUUGCUGUGAUGUUACAUAGGUAGGUUUGUAUGUAGUUUUAAUGUCACCUAUAACAAAAUGUGUUUGGUAGCAGAUUGUCCAGAAAGCAUUUUAAAUGAAGAGGUAUAAACCCUUAAGGGCCAAAAUUCUGUAUAUUAGAUUACUCUUAAAUGAAAAACCAGCUGCCGCUUUUAUGUACGCAUAUUACAUAUGAGUAGGCAGCAACCUUUAAAAAUAAAACCUAGGCAUGUUGAUGUUGCAAAAUGCUGUAUAAAGCUGAAACCUGUUCAUUCAGUGCCAUUGUAGUUGACAUGAAGCGAUUGUAAAACUGUCUCCGAUUUUUCUCUGGUUUAUUAAAAUGCUAACUAUAACAUUUUUUGUGAAUACUUUGAAUGUUUCCUAACAGUUGUGAUGUUACUGUUCCGUUUUAUGCUCUUAUUCCAAGUUCAUUUUUAAUGGUUUGGAAGCCAUUUUUGUAAUGAAUAAAUGUUCAUGCUGUACAGUAUCUGUAGCAUGCCGUUCUGGAUUAAUAAAAGCAACUUAGUAUGUGCAGAUAAA